Molecule: messenger RNA, 2947 nt
Organism: Myotis lucifugus (little brown bat)
Lineage: Eukaryota; Metazoa; Chordata; Mammalia; Chiroptera; Vespertilionidae
Product: histone H2B-like
Exons: 2
Coding region: 2602-2856 (84 amino acids)
Cellular component (GO): nucleosome
Molecular function (GO): structural constituent of chromatin; DNA binding; protein heterodimerization activity
Source: RefSeq, a predicted model, not a curated record
CCAGGCCCCUGGGGCCGCACUCCUGCAUUGCUGCAAUACCACUCCCCAGCUCCUCCCCUGCCCCCACCUGCCUUAGCUACACUCUGUGAUCCUAUCUACAGCUGGACAGUACCUGUCCGUUUUCUGUCCUUCCCGUUAUUUUUGUCCAUGUCUGGACUCAGCCGGCUGUUCCUGCCAGCCCCUUGCUGGUUCCUGACCCUGAGUGAUGCAGCCAGAGGCACCUGAGGGUUAGCCCAAGGGCCCACACCCUGGUUGGCUUGUGAAGGAGCUUAGGAUCCUGGUUUUCUGAGUUUUGAUGAAGUUGGAGGAAUACAACUCAGCCCACCGCCCCCAUUCCUUUCUGCUUCUGGUUUGGAGCUCUGGAUCAGGGCCUUAUUCCUGAUCGGUUUUUAAAUAAUUAUUUAAAAGUGUAACUUUUAGACCUGCGUGACAUCUACAAAGCGUCCAAUAAAGAAAGAACAAGCCGUGGUCCCUGCUUUCUUUCUCGGGUCUCUGGGCCCUUUGCUCCCCUCCUCACUGCACUGCCAAUGUCCAUUUCCCUUCAGCAAGAGCUGGGGUGGGUGUCGGGAUGGAUGUGGUCUGAAGACUAGUCUAUAGAAUCCUGAAGAACUCAGUCCCUUUUGCUGAUUUGAAAUUGUGCCUUUUCUUACACUAGUGGUUCACAAACUUGAAGGCUCACAAACCUUAACGAGUCAGAAUCACUUGGAGGACAUGUCAGGUCACAGGUCACGGUCUUUCCUGAGUUUCCAGCUCAGUAGACCAAGAAGUAACAUUUCUAACAGGUUCCCAGGUGCUGCUGGUGCUCCUGGCCUCGGGACCACGUUGAGAAGUAGCCUCCUGGAACAUGUUUCUCAGAGUUGUCUGAGGCUCCUGCCACGUGGGACCUGUAUCACACACUUAGGACACUUGUUAAAAAUGCAGCUGCCCAGGCUCCAGAUCUGUUGAUUCUAUCUGGUGGGAUGGGAGAGGUGCAAAAAUGGUCAAGAGUCUGCAUUUUCACACCCAAAUUUGUGAACCACUGUUGCUGGUCAUACAGGGAGCUUUAUUAUUUUACCUGUAUUUUUGCCUGAAUUUUCAUUAGCACUAUCUAGAUGACAGUCAACCCAAGGAUUGGCAUAGCCUGUCUGAACUUGGAAUAGCAUUCACCUUUGUGCCACCAUGGAUUCCUCACUCCACCUCUGAAGCCGCAGCAGCCAUGUCUGUGGGAGAACACAGCCAUGAUUUUUCAGUGCUCGUUAUAGUGCAUCUCCAACUAGAAAAAGUCUGGGAUGUCGUCUAAACCCCCACAGAGCUCAGGAUAUAAUGAGAGAGGCAACAAGACUAGAGAGCAAGAUGGCAUAAAUCAGAUGCUAAUUUGUGAUUUAGGUAGAAGGAUACAAAAGGGAGGGAAGUUUUCCAGAAAGGUGGGACUUGGUGCUCUAACUUGAAAGACGAGAAGGAUCUCAGAUGGCCAUGAAGCCCUGGGCAGAGGUACAGUAAGUGAGCAUCAGGUGAGAAGCUGUAGCUCAAGGUGCCGAGGCCAGAGGAAGGGCUAGGACUCCUACUCCACCCAGGGCCUGGCUUUGCUGCUUUGUGCCCUAAGUGGGGUCCAAAGCAAAGUGGCCUGUCAUUGGUCUAGAGUAUCCAGACUGGAUUCCGGGGGGUAUCAAGAGUGAGCUGCGGGGAUGGAUGAUAAGCUGUGGAGCUGGGAGCUUUUGCUGCUUCAGCCAAGGAGGGCUGCUUUAUAUUACAGCCCUGAAAGUCGCUGGGUCCCUGUGCAUUGUACCUGAGGUGUGAAGGGAUGCUGGCUUCAGAGCUGGAGGAAAGUUGGCUUGACUAUGCAAAAGAAAAGCCAAUCUCAAAACUUAUGAAUGCUUAAAAAGCUCAACAAAUAGGUAUUUCUGCAAAUGCCUAAAAUUAGCAGUGCCUUAUUGUGGGUUAAGCAUUGGCCUCCUGACGGUGCCCUCGUUGGUCCUGGAUCUGUCUCUGGCUUCAAAGUUUGGAUAGAACAGAUCCAGGGACGCCCCUUCUUCCAGCCUCAAUUACCCGAUGUCUUUUCCAGUCACCACCUCUGGAACCACCUCAGCCAUCAUCAGCCUUCGAAACCAGCCAACACCGUUUUUUGUUGUUGUUGUUUUUGGUGUGGUUUUUAAAAAAAUUAUUAUUAUUACCUUAACUUCUUAUUGCCAAACAACCAUGAGCUCCCUAAGUCAUGAGUGUUCUUCCACUGAGGUGGAGGCUGCCGUCAACCGCCUGGUCAACCUGCAUCUGCGGGCCUCCUACACCUACCUCUCUCUGAGCUUCUAUUUGGACCGCCACAAUGUGCUCUGGAGGGCAUGGGCCACUUCUCACACAAGCUGGCAGAGAAGAAGCACAAGGGAGCUGAGCAUCUCUUAAAGAUGCAAAACUAGCGCAGUGGCAGAUUCCCUUCUAGGACAUGCUGAAGACUUCCCAAGGUGAGUGGGGCAAAACUCAGGACACCAUGGAGGCCGCCAUGGCCUUGAAGAGGAACCUGAACCAGGCCUUGUGGGUCUGCAGGCUCUGGGUUCUACCUGCGCAGACCCUCAUCUCUGACUUCCUGGAAAACCACUUCCUGGAUGAGGAAAUGAAAUCAUAAAGAAGAUGGGCGACCACCUGACUGACCUCCACAGGCUGGCCAGCCCCGAGCUGGCUAUGAGCAUCAUGAACUCACUUGUGAAUGACAUGUUUGAGCGGCUGGCCUGCGAGGCCACCCGACUGGCUCAGUACUCAGGCCGAACCACACUGACGUCCCGGGAAGUUCAGACAGCAGUGUGCCUGCUGCUGCCUGGAGAGCUGGCCAAGCACGCUGUGUCCGAGGGCACCAAGGCUGUCACCAAGUAUACCAGCUCCAAGUGACCCGGGGCCUAAGCUAAAUAAAGGGUGAACUGCUCUCAUGCACUGUGGUGAUUUCAAAAAUGGACAUGUGAAGGUGAGGUGUGAUUUGAGA